Malaya genurostris is the source of this 3093-nucleotide messenger RNA. RefSeq names its product CTD nuclear envelope phosphatase 1 homolog (gene Dd). NCBI's taxonomy places the organism in Eukaryota, Metazoa, Arthropoda, Insecta, Diptera, Culicidae. Gene Ontology annotation, molecular function: protein serine/threonine phosphatase activity. The transcript is spliced from 5 exons. The record is from RefSeq and is a predicted model, not a curated record. The coding region runs from base 571 to 1308 and encodes 245 amino acids.
GUUGCCUUUGCUUUUACUGUGACCAUAGGCAAAAGUUUCUUCCAUAGACAGUUUUUUUGGUGGCAAGUCACACAUUUCUCACCAGGAGUACGGUUCAGUUAUUCGUCGAAGAAAAAAAGUUUUUCUUAGUACUUUUUUGUUUUUUUUCUAAAGCCAAGUUCGUCUCUGUGCGGCGUGGAAAAUUUUGUAUAGCUACAUUUGUUUUCGGGAGUGUCAUCAGUGAAAAAGUGUACUGAAAUACCUGCAUCGAGAAGUGCUCAAGUUUUCGCAAAAAAUCAUCCUGCCUGCUGUGUGAGAGGGUCUGCGAUUUUUAGCCGCAAUCAACGAAGUUGAGAAGAAGAAGAUGUGAUUUUCCUUACGGGCGCGAGUAGUUUUCUUUUCGUCUGCGUCUCAGUCAGUUUGAAUUAUCAGUGAAUUGUGCGAAUUAUUCUACAAAAACAAUCCAGCUGGGGAACAAAACUUGCCACUUUUGGUAGCCUGUAAAGCAAGGAUAAUAAGCUGAGCAUCAACUCCCUCGCAGAGAGCCGUGGCCGGGCAAGAGGGAAAAUCCAGGAGCUGUGCUGGUGGACGAUGCCAAUGUUGUCUCAAUUUCAAAUGAACUUUCGAGCAUUCCUGGUGCUGGCAUCAAAAAUAUGGACCUGUCUCUGUUAUAUGUUUAACCGGCAGGUUAGGGCGUUUGUACAGCAUCAACCGGUCAAAUAUGAACUGUUUCCCCUGUCACCGGUUUCCCGGCAUCGGCUCAGUAUGGUCCAGCGGAAAACCCUGGUGCUCGAUUUGGACGAAACACUGAUACACUCACACCACGAUGCGAUGCCACGGAACACCGUUAAACCCGGCACGCCGCACGACUUCACCGUCAAGGUCACCAUCGACCGGCACCCGGUGCGCUUCUUCGUCCACAAGCGACCCCACGUGGACUAUUUUCUGGAUAUUGUAUCGCAAUGGUACGAUCUAGUAGUCUUCACCGCCAGUAUGGAGAUUUACGGCGCAGCGGUCGCCGACAAGUUGGACAACGGACGAAAUAUUCUGAAAAGGCGUUAUUACCGGCAGCACUGUACGCCCGAUUUUGGCUCGUACACAAAAGAUCUGUCGGCGAUAUGCGGCGAUCUGAAUAGAAUAUUCAUAAUAGAUAAUUCGCCCGGUGCGUAUCGAUGUUUUCCAAACAAUGCAAUACCGAUCAAAUCCUGGUUCUCGGACCCGAUGGACAUUUGCUUACUGUCACUGUUACCUCUGUUAGACGCCCUAAGGUUCACCAACGACGUACGAUCAGUGCUAUCGCGAAAUCUACAUCUACACCGUUUAUGGUAGCAGAAUUUAAGUAAUGUUUUGUGGUGCGCUGUGAGACUUCUAAAAUCUUACAAAUAUUCAUUUAUUUUAUUCUAAUUUUUCAUCCUAAGAUGAAAGAGCAAAAUUCGUCGAUGAAAACACCUGAAAUAUAAGUAAAAAUAAUUAAACUACAAAUAGUAAACUAAAGAAAAAUGAAAACCUAUUAAUUUAAAUAAUAAUACUUAGUGUAUUUCGUAUUAUUGAUUAUUUGAUCGUUCGUACCAACAAACGUCGUCGUGCUCGUUUAUUAUUAUUAUUUUUGUUUUAAACAUUCAUUCAGUCAUGAAUUACGUUUAUAACUCACAUUAUGCAGUCGAUUCAAGAAGUCUUGUUUCCGUCAUGAAAAUCGAGUACAGUACAACUCGGAUCCUAAUUCUUCCGUUCUAGUAAUGGCAUUACAAAGAAAAUCGUUCGAAAUCUGAACGAUGAACAAGUAACAGCACGUUAAUGCUGGUUAAACAUAUAUGUGUCACUGACAUUGAUCGAUUAGCUUACUUGAUUGUUUGUUUGAAUAGCUAAGAACAAGUUGAAGACAAAUUUAUUUAUACGGAUGAUUGUACCAUUUCAUGAGUGUAUAAUAGAAACAAAAAAACAGUGAAUACUUAAGAACAACAAAAUGUGAGUAUUGAUAAGUUGAAUAUGGAAUGACUCAAACUAGAAUUGUAACGUUACCUUCUAUGUCUGAACAAAAUGAAAAAUAAAAAGGAUAAAGAUCUUUUGUAGUAGUUAAGUCAUCUUACAGACAUGGAACCACUCAUCAAUCGAUAACACUGAAAGCAAAUUCAUGUUAGUUCAAGUCCUCCGGAAUUUAAAAUCAAAGCAAACAACAACAUUUUUCAUGUAGAAAUUAUUUUUCUAUCCAUGUCAUCAUGUCGGGUAUAGCUCGAGUCAGUACUAUCGAUAGUUGUAGAUUCGUUUGCUGAAACCAAAUAAAACGAACUUAUUGAACAAUAUUGGUUGUGUCCGAAAGAAGCUAAAAGAGCUAACUCUUCCUCUUUCUGAAUUUGCAAUAAUAACGUCCUCGUCAUGACUUAGUCCUUCUGUUACUGAAUGAAAAAGUAUUGCAUAAUCUGUAUUAUCUUGUGAACUGUAAUUCCGUAAAUUUUUUCUCAGCUCUCGAGUUACAUUCAAUCCAAGAGGCUAUCAUUACUCGUAAAAACCGAAUCAACGAACUCUGACGAAAAAGCAUACAAAUUUAUUUAAAUUGAUUACUACUAUUUGCCAUAAACGUGAAACUGAUCAUUUCCAGUCCUAUAAAAGGUGGAGAGGACGAUUAGGUCUUUGGAAGUAUGUUUUUUACUAAUGGUUAAUGAUUGUCGUUAUUUUCUCUUCAUUAUUAGUUACGUUUAUUCCAACAUCUACAAUUCUUAUCGGUUUUAAACUGUUCUAACUUUUCUACUAAGAAAGUUGUUCGUCAGGGUUGGAACGGUUAAUUUAACAGCGGCGAAAUUUUUUGAUACUAGCAUUAGUGAAAAAUAAAUAAGUGCAAAUCAGUAAAGAGCUAUUUUGAAAAACAAUGUAAUCAUGGAAAACUAAAAAAAAUACAGAUAAAAGAAAGCUAUUUGUGUCAUCCAGGAUUCAAUGCAAAUAUGAAAACUUUUCUUGCAGCUGGAUAAAAAUCAUACACAGCGAACACAAACAAAUAAUGAAUUAUUCAACUACUACAACUACUGCUAAAAAGUAAUAGGUAUUAAUUUGUAAAUAUAGUUUGAUAGAAUGAUCAUCAGAAAACAAAUCCCAAAUAAAAAGCAGUAAAUGAACAACCUA